AUGAGAGAUAUUUUGGUGACGUGUCUCUUCUUGUACAAAGUUUUAACAACAGCUACCUAUGAAACUUCGUUUUCGGAGGAAUAUUCUUGUGAAAAUACAAUAUGUAAUCCACGGGCUGGUGACUUGCUCAUUGGCCGAGAGAGUUCACUUAUAGCAUCUUCAACUUGUGGCCUGACUGAAGUAGAAGCUUACUGCGUUGUAACGACUAGCCGCAAAAGUUAUUGUAAAGAAUGUACCUCUAAACAACCCUACAACUCCAUAACUAAUCCUGAAAGUCAUCGUGUGGAAAAUGUAGUUUCGCGAGUCCCAAGCAACCCCGGAAGAUGGUGGCAGUCACAAAAUGCAGUACACAAUGUUUCGAUUGUACUUAAUUUGGAUACUCAAUUUCAAUUUAUUUCAACGAUUCUACGUUUUAAAACUUAUCGUCCAGCGGCUAUGUACUUAGAACGUUCCUAUGAUUUUGGUCGUUCAUGGGCACGUUAUGCUUAUUUUUCAAAUAACUGCAAACGAGAUUUUCCAGCUGUACCAGAAGGUCCUCGCAGAUCAUUAACUGAUGUAACUUGUACUGGAGUUUACAGUCAACUUACACCUUCUGAAGGAGGUGUGGUUGCGUAUAUGGCUGCUCCAAGUGAAAUGCAUCAAUCAUGGCCUCAAUACAGUAAAGAACGUAUGAAUUUAACAGCAAUUACUAAUCUAAGAGCUGUUUUUACCAGGAUUAAUACCUUAGGUGAUAUGCGUGUUGAUGAUUCGGCAUUAACAAGACGUAAAUACUAUUAUGCUCUUUAUGAAUGGAAUGUAUGGGGUAGAUGUACGUGUUUUGGUCAUGCAUUACGUUGUAAACCAAAGUCACCAGCUGAAAUUAUUAAACCGGAAAAAGUCUAUGGUGUUUGUGAAUGUACACAUAAUACUGCAGGUGAAAAUUGUGAAACAUGUGCUGAUUUCCAUUGGAAUAAACCGUGGAUGCCAGCAACAAGAGAUGCUGCUAAUGCAUGUGAAAAAUGCAAUUGCAACAAUCAUGCAACAGCAUGUUUUUUUAAUCCUGUAUUAUUUAGUAAAUCUGGUAAUAUAUCUGGUGGCAACUGUCAUGGAUGUAUGCAUAAUACAGAAGGUGUAAAUUGUGAAUUUUGUCAACCAAAUUUUUAUCGUCAUCCAAGUUAUCCAAUAGAUCAUCCUUUGACAUGUCAACCAUGUAACUGUCAUUUAGAUGGUACAUUAUAUGAUAAUUUUUGUCAGCAGUACACCAUACCAGAACAGAAUACAAUUGCUGGUCGUUGUAUAUGUAAGAAAAAUGUUGGUGGUGAAAAAUGUGAUCGAUGUAAAGUUGGAUUUUGGAAUUUUCAAGCUGAAAAUCCUGAUGGUUGUGAAUCUUGUUCAUGCAAUAUGAUUGGAACUAUUGACAAUGGUGGUUGUGAUCCAUUUACUGGACUAUGUACAUGUAAACGAUUUGUCGGUGGCCCUAAUUGUGAUCGAUGUUUAGAAGGUUAUUUUAAUCUAUCAACAACACCAUUAGGGUGUCAAGAAUGUGCCUGUAGUCAAAUUGGUUCUCUGAAUCCAAACUGUGAACGUGUUAGUGGACAAUGUGCCUGUAAAGUUGGUUUUACCGGACGUGAUUGUAGUGAAAUAGAAAAUGGCUAUUAUAUCGUUCCACCACACGAAAUAAUUGAUAGACCUGACGAGAAAGAGAUUACACUGGUUGGACCUAAAGGUGAAGGAAAGUAUGUAAUUGUUCUUGAUGUGGAUCCAAAACAGUUUGGUUCUGGUGAUAAAUGGUCGAUUGUUGUGACACCUUUUCAGUAUGGUGCAACAACAUGCCAAAAUUCACCUCAAAAUGUUAAUAUUUAUCAAGACACUCACAAAGUUAUUAUAUCAGAUGUUUGUUUGGAACCGGGAUUACCGAUUGUUUUACGUAUCGUUCCUGAAUCAUAUCCAGAAGGAGCAUUUACUGAAAUUCUAAUUACUGAUAUUAUACUGAUACCCACUGAUGAUAGUGACUUAGCACGUCGUUGUGAAGUUUUUCGUGAAGCUGCUUUGGAGAUAUUGGCUGGUCGUCGCGAAGAUAGAAGUGGAAUGCCACCAGAAUGUGAAGUCUAUUUCCGUCUGCCACGUUUAAGUUGGAAAGAAAGCAGUUCUGUGGCACAAAAAUGUUUAUGUAAUUCAACUGGUUCACGUUCUGAGAUAUGUGAUAAACUAACAGGACAAUGUCUGUGUAAAGAUGGAGUUGUUGGUAGACAAUGCGAUCAAUGUUCACAAUAUCAUUAUGGUUUCAGUGCAAGAGGAUGUACUGACUGUGCAUGUGAUCCUCAAGGAUCUGUUAGUUUACAAUGUCAUGAAGAUACUAGUCUUUGUGAAUGUCGUCCAGGAAUUAUUGGUAAACAUUGCAACAUGUGUAAUCCUGGUUUUUGGGAUUUUCCAAAUUGUCGUCCAUGUAAAUGCAAUGAAUUUAGUGACUUUUGUAAUCAGACUACUGGAAUAUGUGAAAACUGUAGAGAUAACACUGGUGGUGAUCAUUGUGAAAUAUGUCGUGAAGGAUUCUAUGGAGAUCCAUUGAGAAAAACCCCUUGUAAACCGUGUUCAUGUCCAGGUGGUGGAUUAAAUCACGCUAAAGAAUGUCAUAUGGGACCACUUGAGGAGCAAAUUUGUAUUUGUAAAGUUGGAUAUACAGGUUCACGCUGUAGCCAAUGUGCUAUGAACUAUUUUGGUAAUCCAACUGAACCUGGGGGCUCUUGUCGACAAUGUGAAUGUUCUGGAAAUAUUGCAGUUAAUGUACCUGGUAGCUGUGAUCCAAUUACUGGACAAUGUUUAAAAUGUUUACAUAAUACAGAAGGUUAUUACUGUGAUGUAUGUAAAGAUGGCUUUUGGGGUGAUGCAGCGCGUCAAAUGUGUCAACCAUGCAACUGUUAUCAAUUUGGUAGCAUCGAUGAAGGUGUUGGUGGCUGUAACCGUGAAAAUGGCCAAUGUUCAUGUCUACCAAAUGUGAUUGGUCCAAGAUGUUAUGAAUGUGCACCAUAUUUCUUUAAUUUAACUUCUGGUAAAGGAUGUGAACCAUGUCUAUGUGAUCCCACUGGUUCAAUUGAUGAUUUAUGUGAUCCUGUUAUGGGUCAGUGCCGUUGUAAACCAGACCGAAGUGGGCGCAGAUGUGAUCAGUGUAGGAGAUUAUUUUAUAGCGAUCCAACUAUUCCAGAUGGAUGUCAACCUUGUAAUUGUGAUCGGAUUGGUUCAAUAACUGAUCUAUGCGAUCCAUUAACUGGUCAAUGUUUAUGUAGAACAGGUAUAACUGGUCUACAAUGCAAUAGAUGUGAUAGAGGCACUGAAGGUAUUCUACCGGACUGUGUUCCAUGUGGUGAAUGUUGGGAGAACUGGGAUAAAGCAAUUGAUAAAAUUAUUAGUGAAUUAGAUCGUUUGCAAAAUCAAACAAGUCAACAGUUACCUAAAGAAUUAAAAAUAAUGUUUGAUAGUUUAAUCAGUUUAUUAGAUCAAAUUGAACAUCUCCCAUGGAUGACUACAGAUGAUACAAGAUUGAAUGAAUUACGUGAUGUGUUAAAGCGAAGCGAAGAAACUGUUAUGCGUUUAAGUUCACUUGAUCAGUUUGCUGAUAGUUUGACCAAAUGGGAUGAUUUAAUAACAGAGAAAUUUACUCAACAGUUAGAGCAUAAAGUACUAGUGAACGAAGCAAAAGCACAUCUAGAAUCACUUAAAACACAACUACAAAGUAUAAUGAAUGAAUCAAUACAAUUGGAACAUCUUGAUCAAAAAGGAGCAUACUUGUCAAUUCUACGUUCAAAAGAUAUCGGUGAUCAAGUUUUGAACAUACAAACUAGUAUAGAAUACCAACGUGGUGGAUUAAAAGGUGAAUUAUUAGACUCUAAACGUGAACUGGAAGCUGUUCAAACACGUGCAGAUCAUCUAAAUACAGACUGGGCCCAAUUGGACAGGCGGAUUGAAGAAUUUCGUGAAAAAAUUCGCCAAACGAAUAGGCUAAUUUGUGGGGACAAUAGUUUACCACCAACUGAAGAUACAGAUCAAAAAGUAUGUCCAUCAAUUUGUGGUGGUGCUGGAUGUGAUUAUUUUUUUUCAAAAUCAACUAGUCUAAAUGUAAUAUCAACAAUUCAUGACAAUAAUCAACAUACUUCACUUAUAUCUACUAAAGAUAAAUUGAUGCAUAAUUUACAUACUGGUCUAAUUAAUACAUGUGGUAUAAAUUUUGAAUGUAAUGCCAGUAAUGCUGGAAAAUUAAGAUCACGUAUGGAACAGUAUUUAAACCUUCAAAUUCGUUUGACUAAUGCACUACAGAAUGUAUAUAAGGCUGAAAACGCAAUAUUAAAGGUUCAUUCAAGUCGUAAAACUGCUGAAAAAACAAUUACAAAUUUAACUCUACAAGCAAAAAUUAUCAAAGAACGUAUAACUGAUAUGUAUAAUCUGACACAAAAUUUAAUAAAUGAAGCUGAGAAAUAUGUAAAUCUAUAUAACAAUAUGCGACAAGAUAAAUUCGAUGAAAUUUUAAGAUUAAUUCAAAAUGCGAAGCUAAAUGUUAGUCAGUACGAAGCAGAACAAAUAAUUCAACAAUUAGAAAAAUAUGCUAUCGACUUAGAAGAUAAAGUUAUGCGUAUUUUAAAUGAAACUGAAUCAGAUCGUCAACGUACAGGGAAUUUAUUAAGACGUGCUGAAACUAUUAGAGAUAAAGCAAAAGAUUUUAUGGACCAAAUGAAUCAAUUGAAGGGAGCUGACAAAAUCUAUCAAGAAAUAAAAGAGAAGAAACAAAUCAUUCAAAAAGUUGAUGAUGUUAAGUUAUUUGAUCAAAUUACACAGCUAACAGAACGAAUAGAUGGAUUCAAAAAUCAAGUUAGUAUGUUUGCACGUGAUUCAAGUCUACAGUCGGAUAAAGCCAAAGAUGCUUCUGAAGUAGUAGACGACCUACUGUCAAGUACCAAUGUUGCUAGACGUGAAACUUUAGAUGCAUUACAACAAAUUGAACUUGUUGAAGUUUCAUUUAAGCAAUUGGACGAGAAAAUGUUCGAACUUGACAAACUGAUGCGUGUUUUAGAUGCAGAUGACCGUGAUAGUGAAGAUGAAGCUUCACUAGGUACUAAAUUAACUGAUCCAGCUAAACUUAUGGAAGAAAUUCAAAAUUAUACUAGUAAUUUGGAGCUUAAUACAGAAGAAGUUAAAAGUAUAUUAACAAAUUUAAAGAAAUCAGAAACGGAAAGUGCAAUUUUAACUGAUGAAUUAAAAAAUUACAUGGAUAAAAUGCAAAAUUUAAAUAUUCAUUUAUCACGUACAACAAAACAUCAUCAAUUAUGCACUUAA
This is a messenger RNA of Schistosoma turkestanicum, 5304 nucleotides long. Lineage: Eukaryota; Metazoa; Platyhelminthes; Trematoda; Strigeidida; Schistosomatidae. The record is from the annotation of a GenBank genome assembly.